Messenger RNA from Salvia splendens (bonfire salvia), 1038 nucleotides. RefSeq lists its product as uncharacterized. The coding region runs from base 1 to 1038 and encodes 345 amino acids. The transcript has a single exon. NCBI's taxonomy places the organism in Eukaryota, Viridiplantae, Streptophyta, Magnoliopsida, Lamiales, Lamiaceae. The record is from RefSeq and is a predicted model, not a curated record.
AUGAAGAGGCCAACCGACGGCGAAAACGUGUACUCAGUGGACGCAACUGAGCCAUUGGUGCAAAAAUUUCUAGAAGAGGAAUUCUUAAAGAGGGAAUUCACUGACUCCGCUGCAGAUGAAGAGGUCGAAAAAGAAGUGGAAGACUGGUUUGAGACCAUGAAAGUCGGAGAGAUGGACGACCAAGCCAUCGCAAAGGCGAUAACGGAUUUUUGCGAGCUUCCGAGACCAACUGGGUCAAGUGGGACAGCUCAAGUAUCUAGCCUAGCGAAGCGGCUUAAUCAAGGCAAUCCACUAGAAAAAGAAGCGGCAGAAAACCCUCUGCCUACUGAAGAGCCAAAGCCCGAACAAGAGUUGAAGCCCCUUCCAGCACAUCUUAAGUACGCCUACUUGGGGAAGGAAGAAACAAUGCCCGUUAUCAUCAACAGCCGGUUGACCCAGGGGCAGGAAGACAGAUUGCUGGAAGUGCUGAAGAGAAAUCAAAAGGCGAUUGGAUGGAAACUGACGGAUUUGGUGGGCAUCAGCCUAUAUUUGUGUAUGCACCACAUCCGAUUGGAAGAAGGAGCCAAGCCACACCGCGACCAACAAAGAAAACUCAACCCUAACAUGAGGGAAGAGGUGCUUAAGGAAAUUUUCAAGUUGGUCUCGAUUGGAAUCAUCUACUCCAUCCCGGACAGCAAAUGGGUCAGUCCAGUGCACAUGGUGCCGAAGAAAGGAGGAAUCCAAGUCGUAAAAAAUGAAAGGAACGAAUUGAUUCCGACAAGACCGGUUACUGGGUGGAGAAUGUGCAUAGACUACAUGAAGCUGAACCAAGCUACAAAGAAGGAUCACUUCCCCCUGCCUUUCAUUGAUCAAAUGUUGGAAAAGUUGGCGGGGAAGCUGUACUUCAGUUUUUUGGAUGGUUAUAGUGGCUAUUUCCAGAUUGCCGUAAACCCAGGUGACCAAGAGAAAACAACGUUCACCUGCCCCUUCGGCACAUAUGCUUACAGAAGAAUGUCUUUGGCCUCUGUAACGCCCCAGGAACCUUCCAGAGAUGCAUGA